Molecule: messenger RNA, 4467 nt
Organism: Dryobates pubescens (Downy woodpecker)
Lineage: Eukaryota; Metazoa; Chordata; Aves; Piciformes; Picidae
Gene: SEL1L3
Product: SEL1L family member 3
Exons: 24
Coding region: 36-3365 (1109 amino acids)
Molecular function (GO): protein binding
Source: RefSeq, a predicted model, not a curated record
GCGCUGGGCAGCGCCGCCGCAACCUCCGCGCCAGGAUGCGGCCCCCGGCUGAGCCCCACGCCGUGCCCUGCCGCUGCCCUCUGCUCCUUCUCCUUCUCACGAAUUUUGUGCCAUCCUUUGGGAAGGAGACGAUCCGGACCACGGCUGUUACUCCCCAGCUUGAGCAAAAUGUGGAUUAUGUGGACUUCAUUCAUUUAAACGUUUUAGAAAGGAAAGUUCUUAACAACUCUGAGGUUUCAGUUCAGUAUUUAUGCUCUAAGCCUUGUAUCAUCACCUUGGAAGCAGUGGCUUCCUCUGAGUUCAGGACUGGCGUACCAGUGUACAGGAGGAGAUGGGAGGACGAGAGGAACCUUUACGUUAGCAGAACUCGACAGGUACACUUGAAAUUUCCAAGCAUCAUGGUUUACAGAGAUGAUUACAUCAUCAGAAACUCCAUAAUAGUGCACAGUGUGAUAUUGUAUGCGUGGAUUAGUCACAAAUCAGUCGGCAGCUUUGAUGUUGAGCAGAACGAAGAUUACCAGGAUGCGGUGGCCAAGAACUACACUUUCUUAGAAGCGGUUCCACCUUUUGAACGCCCAUACAAGGACCACAAAGUCUGUCUUCAGUGGGGUGCUGACUAUUUGUGGAUGCUCCAGGCCAACAGGAUACCUCAGUGCCCUCAUGAGAGUGAUGAUGUCCAGAUUCUCAACUUCAUAUAUGCUUCCAGUGGGGACAAAACUGGAAUAGUGAAGAAAUUUGAACAGUUUGCAAACAGAGAACUUGAGGCAGUCAGACAACAUCAGAUUGAUUAUCCCAUGUUCACUGUUUCGAUCUGGCUGUAUUUACUCCAUCACUGUGAGAAGGAUCUGUGUGGUAUACUCUAUUUUAUUGAUCUGAAGGAAAUGUAUGGUACUCCUGCUGUGUUUCUAAAUGAGGAAGGUUGUGUGCAUAUUCAGAUGCACCUCAUGAGAGGAGAUGACCUUGCGGUGAAAACCAGCUUCAGCCUUCCUCUGAGGCAGUGGUUUCGACUGGAUCUCUCUUUCAAGGGUGGACAGAUAGAAGCAAGCACUGUUGGGAAGAAUUUGAAAGUCCUUCAUCAUCAGUCUUUUAUUUUCAGGGAAGAUUUCUACUAUGAUGACACUGCUGGGUACUUUGUGCUUGGAGGCAGUGGGUAUGUGAAUGGCAUCGAAGCAUUCUUUGGGCCUGUGAGGUACUCUCGUCUCAAUGUGUUGGAAACAGAACAGAUCUUUAACCCUCUUCAAGACAAAGAAACUGUGGAACAAAUUGAGCUCUACUACAAGAGAUGUAUGGACAUUCAAGAACUGGUUUAUGAGUACAGACACAUCGUAAGGCAAGGGGCAAAAGUGCAAAGAAAUUGUUACUAUGAAAACUAUUAUUUGGAGCUGAUCCACAAGUAUGGGGAAAAGUCCAAAUGUGAUGCCUUCCUGUGGGGAAAAGAGGUCAGGGAAAACUACCACAGUUUGUUCAAACUGUUACAAGAGAUGGAUUUCAGUGCUCCAGAGGUGUUGGAAGGUGGAGCUGAUACAGUUCUAGAAGUUGGCCAGAGGAUAUUUGAGAAGGCUGCAAAGGGUCUGUCCAGUGCUGAUGGCCUCAGCAGUGUGGUCUCCUACAUCCCUCUCUUGGUGGAUUCCAGUUGUUGUGGAUACCACAAAGCUUCCUAUUUCCUUGCAGUGAUUUUUGAAACAGGGCUUGGUGUGGCUGUGGAUCGUACAAAAGGGCUGCUGUACAGUUUAGUUGGUGCUCAGGGAAAUGAGAGACUUGCUGUGAUGAAUCUUGGCUAUAAGCAUUACCAAGGCAUUAACAACUAUCCUCUUGAUUUGGAGCUGUCCUAUGCUUACUACAGUAAUAUUGCACUGAAGACCUCAUUGGAUCAACACAACAUAAAAGGGGAGCAGGCUUUUGUUGAAACCAUAAGGCUGAUGGACGAUGAACUGCUAAAAGCUCAAACGAAAGAGAACGGCGACGUCUUCAUGUGGUUGAAACAGGAAGCAACGAGAGGAAAUGCAGCUGCACAGCAACGAUUGGCUCAGAUGCUCUUUUGGGGCCAGCAAGGAGUGGCCAAAAACCCUGAGGCUGCAAUAGAAUGGUAUGCAAAGGGAGCAAUAGAAACAGAAGAUCCAGUGUUAAUAUAUGAUUAUGCCAUUGUCUUAUUUAAGGGCCAAGGUGUGAAAAAGAAUACAAAACUUGCUUUGGAAUUGAUGAAGAAAGCAGCAGCCAAGGGCUUGCCCCAGGCAGUGAAUGGAUUGGGGUGGUACUACCACAAUUUUAAAAGAGACUACAGAAAAGCAGCUGAGCACUGGAUAAUUGCUGAAGAAUUGGGAAAUCCAGAUGCUUCCUACAACCUUGGUGUCCUUUAUUUGGAUGGGAUCUACCCUGGAGUACCUGGUAGAAAUCAAACAGUUGCUGCUCGCUAUUUCUACAAAGCUGCCCAAGGAGGCCAUAUCGAAGGGACUCUACGGUGCUCCCAGUACUACAUCACAGGGAACAUGGAGGACUUCCCCAGGGAUCCAGAGAAAGCUGUAAUCUGGGCAAAACACAUUGCAGAGAAAAACGGCUACUUGGGUCAUGUCAUCAGGAAAGCUCUCAAUGCUUAUCUGGAACUUUCCUGGCACGAAGCUCUGCUGCAUUACAUUCUGGCAGCCGAGACCGGGAUCGAAGUGUCGCAGUCAAAUUUAGCACACAUCUGUGAAGAAAGACCAGACCUAGCAAGGAAAUACCUAGCAACUGAUUGUGUCUGGAGAUACUACAAUUUCUCUGUCUCCCAAGUCAAUGCUCCAUCAUUUGCUUAUUUGAAGAUGGGUGACUUCUAUUACUAUGGUUACCAGAACCAGUCCAAAGACCUGGAGCUCUCCAUGCGGAUGUACGCGCAAGCCGCGCUGGAGGGGGACUCGCAGGGUUUCUUUAAUUUGGCACUUGUCAUAGAAGAGGGCAACUCUAUACCUUCCUACAUUCUGGAUCACUUGGAUAUUGAUCAGGCAUUGCACUCUAGUAACACAUCCCUUCUUCAGGAGCUUUAUUACAGGUGCUGGAAUAACAGUAACCAGGAAUCAAUCAGUCCAUGCUCCUUAGCAUUGCUUUAUUUUUAUGUGAGAGUUUUCUGGAGCACUGUUUUACAGUCUACUCUGAUCUACUUCAUGGGAACCUUCCUUCUAUCCAUUCUGGUUGCAUUUACAGUGCAGUAUUUCCAGUCUUUGCCUGCCCAGAAUUCUCCUGGAACAAGAUCAGAACCAUUGUCAGAUGAACCUUCUUCCUCAGGGAGUGGCAGUGAUGAUGCUACCAGACUAGCACAGCAAGAUGAAUCUGCUUUCUCAAAUGAUUUAGCACAGCAGGAGUCCAACCCUCAGAAUCCUCUUGUUAUGAGCUGAAGUGUAGUUUCCUAAAGGCUGAUGUCCCAUUGGGAAGGUGGGAUAGGAGCAACUAACAAUCUAAGAACUGGUAACCAGCCUUGUGGUGGUACUAAUAGUGAAGUCCAACAGCCAAAAUUGUAGGGAAAUUCACUGUUCUGAUUUCUCCACCCCAAGGGAAAACCACCCUUGUAAUUUAUUUAAUACUGCAAACAGAUUGUGGUGAGAUACUCUGCAUCCCCACCCCCCCAGUCAGAAUGCAUUUCAGCCAAGGACUGGAGGAAAACAUGCAAAGCCUUUGCCAAAUUGAAGAAUGAGCAAACCUCUCCCCAGUUUUUUGGUGGAGAAUUUUUUCCUCACAUACCUAAGACCUUACUAGUCUGUCUUUACUGCAUUUGUGCUUAUAUUGCUGGUGAAGUCCCCAGACUUUUCCCAGUGGGAAGCAUGGAAAUGACACAGAAGUGAAACCCAGCCACCAGCACUUCCCAGGUUCCAUGGCACAGCAGCCAGGACUUUGGUAGCUGCAGUGGUAACAAACAAUUUAUUUUUUACCAUUUUCUCUUCCAUCCUUACUCUUGGAUGCAGGAAGUGCUUUGUUUUGGAAGAAAGGCACCAGGAAGACUUGCAGUAUGAUCACAGCACAGUAGUUCUGCUGGGCAGCCUUGGACAAAGUUCCCCUGCUGGACACAAGAAAAUGUUUCCUGCCCUUCCAAGAGCUGCUGAGUAGGGAAAGUAGCUUCCCUGAGGGAUAAAUACAAUCAUAUUGAAAUGUGAACAGAUGACACAAAGUGAAUGAAUUAUUUGGGUUUGGAUUCUUCUCUCAGUAACAUUGGCAAGGAUUUAUCUCAUGUUCUCUUUCAGACACCUAUUUAAGUGACAGUUGAUGUGGUGAAUGUUAGAGGGGAUGUGUGGAAAACAAGUAUGGAGUGCAAAUGCCUUCUGUCUGACUUAAAGCUGUCUGGGAGGUGGCUGUAGGAGAAGUCUGACCUUUAGAGCAUGCACCUCUGCAAAAUGAUGUAGAUCACAGACUCUAAAUUGCAUCAAUCUAUGCAUUAUUGGGGGUUCAAUCCACUCUCCUUGCACUACAUUAUUUACUCUUGUAAAUAAAAAUAUUUUUCUAAUU